UUCCCUCUCUCGCUGUGUCUCUCUCUGUCAAAUAAAUAAAUAAAAUCUUAAAAAAAAAAAAAGUAUGUUCUUUCCUCCUAUCAUGGCAAAUGUACUUUCAGAAUGACUUAGAAGGCCAGGUUCAAAUGAAAACAUUUUGAAUCCCUAGGAGUCUUGUACUAAGAAUGUGGGGCUCAGGGAGACCUCAGCUCUCAGCCUGGCCCCCUUGACUUCCCACCUUCAACUCUCUCCUGCAUAGCAAGGAGCCUUGUGCCUGCACCUGGGGACCCUGUGCCGCUGUCCAAGCUUGAUCCUCACCCCUCUGUCAAUAGCUGCGCUUGACCACUUGUCAGGCUGGAGGUAGUGGGGUGAGGCGCACCCUGGCCGCAUGGUGGGCAUUCAGGAAGCACCUAGGCCUUAUUGGUGAGCACAGGACCAUUUGGGCAGGGAAUUCUGGGGUCUGAGUACCCCAGGUAAGAUGUAAAAGAGGGAGGGAGGAGUUAGGUAGGCACGGUCCCUUGGUCACAUGGGGAGGGUCCUAGCAGGGGCAAGGUCCCUUCUCACUGAGGUUCAUGUCAAAUUGCACAGCGGGACCAGGACUGUGAUGGGGGAAGGACUGGGGGCUGUGGGAGACUAGCCUGGAAAGUAAGAGAUGAUUUCCCCCAAAUGGCAAAGGGUAAAUGAGGCGUGCUGUCACCUGAGAAACAGGAUGCUGGCCCUUUAAGAAGAGGAUGGGGAGGAGAGAACAAGGACCCUGGAGAUUUGGGUAGGAAGUUCUCUGGACCUUCCUCACCACUGCCCCACCCCUAACUCUUAUAGCCUCUGAGGCGGGUCGGGGUCCUGGAGGCCACUUGAUCUAAUUCUCCCAUUUCACAAAGGGCAAACCACGGCCUAGAAACCUGGGGCAAGUCAUCCACAGUUACCCAGGGACCAGACCUCCUGGUUCCCGUGGUGCUCAGCCUCUGGUCUCCAGAAUCCCUUAGUUGGAUCAGUGCUUCCCUCCCCACCCGACAGCCAGGGUCAAGAAGGGAGGGCAGUAGUUUAUAAGAGUAUCGCACGCGUGUAAUGUGCCACGUUGGUGACCCUUGGUGGGCAGCUGGACUUGAGAGGCAUCUGGGGUGCCAAGGACAGGUGCCAUUCUCUGGAGGGGUCAGUGACUCCCCAUUCUCACCCACACACUGCACCAUGCAUGUGAAUGUGUUUGCGGUGAGGCAGCCAAGUGCGGCAAGGAGGCCAGUGGCUGGUAAAUAAUUUAUCAGGACAGCUGAUAGUACCUCCCCAGAACUGCCCGCCAGCCCCCAACCCCCCUCGAGCCUCGUGCUUGCGCCUCCUGCCUCCUGGCCCAAACCAGCUGGACCAGCUCUCCCAGUGCCCUCCUGCAGCCCCCCCUUCCCACCAGCCAAGUCACAGCCUCCAGGGCACCUUCAGGCAAACGGGUGGUGGGUCCUGACCUUGGAGACCUGAAGGUGGGCUUCCAGGCAGAGAUGGCCCUGCAGAGCCAGAUGUGGUCUCCGGCCACACCCAUGCCCAUGGCCGAGAGCUCCCUCUACCGGCAGCGGCUAGAGGUCAUCGCUGAGAAGCGGCGGCUGCAGGAGGAGAUCCGCGCCGCGCGCCGGGAGCUGGAGGAGGAGAAACUCCGCGUGGAGCGGCUCAAGAGGAAGUCUCUCCGGGAGCGUUGGCUAAUGGACGGGACGGCUGAGGGGACGGAGCGGCAGGAGGAGUCUGCCUCGAAAGACCCCCAGUCACCUGAGGGCCAGGCUCAGGCCCGAAUCCAGAACUUGGAAGACAGCUUGUUCACACUCCAAUCCCAGCUGCAGCUGUUGCAAGGUGCAUCCACAGGUGCCCAGCACAAGUCCUCAGGCAGGCCCACCUGGCGCAGACAGGGUCACCGACCUCUCUCCCAGCCUACGGUGGAGGCAGGUCCCACAGACCACGCUGAUCUGAACAAGAGAGCCUCCCUACCAGCCGGACCAGUGGACACGUCCCCAGAGUCCCCCUCUGAGCCCAGAGAUGAGGCUGUCAGGGCUCCACCAGCCCUGAAGUUGUUCCCUGGGGCAGCAGGGGCCUCCUCAGAAGCCAAUGGCCCCUGCCCUGGACCCAGCCCCCCUCCAGAGCAGGAGCCUUGUCGGGGGCUGGCAGCAUCCAAGGGUGGCGUGGAUGAGGCCAACGGGGGUGUGGUGAAGGUGGUAUGGGAGGGGCUGAGGGCCACAGAGGACUGUGUCACCGGGGCCACGGGCCCAGAGCUGGAAGCUAAGGUAGAGGAGAUGGUGCUGGAGGCAGUUGGGGACAGGCAGGAAGCCAGCUGCCCAGAGCUCCCCUCCUGGGUGACAGAGGACAGGGGCAUCGUGGAGGUGGUCUGGGAGGGGGUGGGAGGACCAGACAGCAGCGACUCAGAGGCCACAGGGGAGGCGGGCGGCGGGGGCCGGAAGGCUGCGCAGACCGGCUCGCCGGGGCUUCAGGUGAGACUGGAGGGAGCAGCUCCUGGAGAAGGUGGCAUUCCCAGGGGCAGCCCUGAUGCUGAUGGGCCAGGGGGCUCUGGAGGAGAGGAGGGAUCUUUCAUUUGGGUGGAGAGGGUGACCCUCAGCGAGGAGUGGGAGGAGCUGGUGGUGGAGGGACUGGAAGGGCCAAGGGUGUGGGGAAAGGGGGCAGGACCUGAGAGUCCACUGGGGGCAGAGAGGGGGGCAGGGGAGGAAGCCUGGGAGGCAGGGAGCAGCCAAGCAGAGGAACCAGUGGGCGGAGUAAAGAAGCGGAGUGAGGAAAAGGCAGGGACCGAGCAGGAAGGAGCAGACAUGUCUCUGAUGGUGGAGAGGAAAGGAAGCGAGGACUCCUUGGAGCCAGAGCGGACAGGGGGUGAGGAAAAGCUGGGGACAGAGAGGGAAGCAGUUGAGGGACCUUUGAGGGCAGAGAGGGAAAGAGGCGAGGAGUCAUUGCAAGUAGAGCAGAAAGGAGGUGAGGAGGAGCUAGAGGCGGAGAAGGAAGAUGAGGAACCGUUGGGAGUACAGCAGAAAGGAGAUGAAGAGAAGCUAAAGGCAACCGAAGAACCUUUAGUGAUGGAAAGAAAAGAAGGCAAGGGAUCACCGAAGGUAGAGAGAACAGGUGAGGCGCCAUUGGAGGCCGAGGAAGGAGGUGAGGCGCCACUGGGGGCUGAGAAAGGAGGAGGUGAGGAGUCACUGAAGGCAGAGAGAACAGGAGGUGAGGAGCCACUGGAGGCCGAGGAAGGAGGAGGUGAGGCACCAUUGGAGGCAGAGAAGACCGAAGCAGUCGAGGAAGAUCUGAGUCCAGAAGAGCAGAGAGAGUCUGGGGGAGGACAGGAAUGUCAGGCAGAGGAGGUGAGUGAGGCAGGGGCUCCCCUGGGGGCCAAGGAAGAGUCAAGGCCAGAAGAAGAAGAACCCCAGCCCCAGGAGAAGCAGGAAGGCUCCCUGGAGGAGGGAUCUGUCAGACCCCAAACUCCUGCUGAGGGCCAGGGCCCCUCGGGGGAUGCCACCCCGCUCCUGGCGGAGACCCCCACCCCAGAGCAGCCUGCCGAGUGCCAGCCACUUCUUCGGGUGCAAGGGCCCAGGGCCCACCCCAGUGCCCGGCCCGUGCCCACCUAUGCCCCUGCCCGGCAGCCCAAGCCGUCUGCCCCUGCUGAGGGUGAAGAGGCAAGUGGCCCAAAGCAAAAGACGUGCCAGUGCUGUGCGGUCAUGUGAGCCCACGUCCUCCGCCCCGCACCCAGCGCCUCUCACAGCUACCUCGGCCUCUCGGCGUCCAGCGGCGGGUCCCAGGCACA
Molecule: messenger RNA, 3748 nt
Organism: Zalophus californianus (California sea lion)
Lineage: Eukaryota; Metazoa; Chordata; Mammalia; Carnivora; Otariidae
Gene: PALM3
Product: paralemmin 3
Exons: 7
Coding region: 1464-3668 (734 amino acids)
Biological process (GO): negative regulation of cytokine-mediated signaling pathway; response to lipopolysaccharide; regulation of cell shape
Cellular component (GO): membrane
Source: RefSeq, a predicted model, not a curated record